GCGGCAGCGUGUGUGUGCGCGCACAGGUUUGUUUUCAGCUUUGCUCACUGCUGAAAAAUGGGCGAGAUAGAAGGAACGUACCGAGUACUGCAGACUCCUGGCUCCCGUUUGGGUGUGCAGAAAAACACCGGAGUGAGUACCCUGGAGCCAGGGCAGAAUCUCUCCACUGCCAUGGCAUCCUCCCCGGCCAAAACGCACGAGAGGGAUCUGCAGAUCAAAAUAAAGAUGUUGGACAACACGGUGGAAGUGCUUGACAUUGAAUCAAAAUGCUAUGGGCAAGCAUUACUGACGGAAGUUUACAAGCAUCUGAAUUUGAUGGAGUCAGACUAUUUUGGAAUUGAAUUCCAGAACAUUCAGCCAUACUGGAUUUGGCUGGAGCCUAUGAAACCUGUUAUUAAACAAGUACGGAGACCAAAGACUACAAUGCUUCGUCUAGCAGUCAAGUUUUUCCCUCCAGACCCUGGCCAGUUGCAAGAAGAAUAUACCAGGUAUCUGUUUGCAUUGCAGAUCAAGAGGGACUUGGCAGAGGAGCGGCUAACCUGCAGUGACAACACGGCAGCUCUUCUCGUCUCUCAUCUUCUGCAGUCUGAAAUAGGGGAUUUUGAUGACUCGGAGGAUCGAGAACACCUUAAAACAAAUCAGUAUUUGCCAAACCAGGAAAGAAUUCAAGGAAAAAUCCUGGAGUUCCACAGGAGACAUGUGGGUCAAACUCCUGCUGAAUCAGACUUCCAAGUGCUUGAAGUUGCCCGGAAACUGGAGAUGUACGGGAUAAGAUUUCACCUUGCAUCGGACCGUGAGGGCACAAAAAUCAAUCUGGCUGUUUCGCACAUGGGUGUGCUAGUAUUCCAGGGUAACACRAAAAUUAACACCUUCAACUGGUCUAAGGUCCGUAAACUAAGCUUCAAGAGGAAGAGGUUCCUUAUUAAACUCCACCCAGAGGUCCGUGGCCCAUAUCAGGAUACACUGGAGUUUCUUUUGGGAAGUAGAGAUGAGUGUAAAAACUUCUGGAAAAUCUGUGUUGAGUAUCACACGUUCUUUAGGCUGUUUGAUCAGCCAAAGCCGAAGGCUAAAGCAGUGUUCUUCACCAGAGGGUCUUCCUUCAGAUACAGUGGACGGACGCAGAAGCAGCUAGUGGAUUACAUUAAGGACAGCGGGAUGAAGAAAACUCCAUAUGAGAGGCGGCACAGCAGAGCUAGAGUGUCUGCUCACGCUUCCAACGCAGACGUGCCCAAACAGAGUGUCCCCUUCACUGAGGGCUUGAGAACCCCAGGGUCUCCUGCCUCAGCAAGCACCCCCUUCCAUUCAGUUCAUUCAGCGACCACUCCUCCUCCUGUCCUGCCCAUCUUUGCAGAAACCAGCCCUUCCUCGGCAGAGCCCCACGCGCCGUUCGCAAGGAUUCCUGAAAAAAAUCCCGCGAUGCCAGCGGAAGAAGCUGUGAGGAAGCCGAUGCCGCAGCCGGGAUCUGCCAUGCUCCAGUCAUUCCAAGGCCUCUCUGUGGACCAUUCUCAGAUCUCCUCCUUCACGUUGAAGAGUCCCCUGAGUUUGAACCCGGCAUUUCCAGUGAAUUUGAACUCAGCUGGUCAGGGUUCAUCUCCCCUCCUGAGCCCUGUCCUGAGUGAUGCUGGUGGUGCCAGGAUAGAAGAUGAGGAUGAAAUGAAACGUAAGCGCUAUCCAGCCGACAAGGCUUACUUCAUAGCGAAGGAGAUUCUCGCUACAGAGAGGACCUAUCUGAAGGACCUGGAAGUUAUUACYGUGUGGUUUCGCAGYGCAGUCAUCAAGGAGAACGCUAUGCCUGAAGGCCUGAUGACGCUGCUCUUCUCUAACAUUGACCCAAUAUAUGAGUUUCACCGGGGCUUCCUGAAGGAGAUUGAGCAAAGGCUCUCACUCUGGGAAGGAAGAUCCAGUGCUCAGGUUAAAGGAGAUUAUCAACGAAUUGGAGAUGUCAUGCUCAGGAAUAUGCGUACCCUAAAGGAGUUUACCAGUUACUUGCAGAAGCACGAUGAGGUCCUGACCGAACUGGAGAAAGCAACGAAGCGCCUAAAGAAACUGGAAAUGGUUUACAAGGAGUUUGAGCUGCAGAAAGUUUGCUACCUGCCGCUCAACACGUUUCUGCUCAAACCCAUCCAGAGGCUGAUGCACUACAAGCUGAUCCUGGGGAGACUUUGCAAGCACUACACGACCGAGCACCGGGACUACGCGGAUUGCCGGAAUGCGCUGAAGGAAGUCACGGAGAUGACGUCUCAACUCCAGCACAGCCUGAUCCGCUUGGAGAAUUUCCAGAAGCUGACAGAGCUGCAGCAUGACUUAAUUGGUAUUGAUAAUCUCACAGCACCUGGUAGGGAGUUUAUCCGGGAAGGCUGCUUGUACAAGCUCACUAAGAAAGGUUUACAGCAACGGAUGUUCUUUCUGUUCUCAGAUAUGUUGCUCUACACAAGCAAAGGUGUUACAGGGACAAAUCAAUUCAAAAUUCACGGGCAUCUUCCUCUGCAUGGCAUGUUGGUAGAGGAGAGUGAGAACGAAUGGGCUGUCCCACACUGCUUCACAAUCUAUUCAGCACAGAAAACCAUAGUAGUGGCAGCAAGUACCCGCCUGGAGAUGGGCAAGUGGAUGGAAGACCUAAAUGUGGCAAUCGAAAUGGCCAAGAAAUCCACAGAGAAGUCUGAGAUGCUUCUGGAAAACUCCGUAUGCAACCGUUCCAACAGAUCCUCUGAUGAGGUCUCCCUAGAGCAGGAGUCCGAAGAUGACACUCACUCUUCCCGUAGCUCCUUGGACAGGCAGAGCCACCACCGGGCCAACACAACCAUGCACGUGUGCUGGUACCGCAACACCAGCGUCUCCAUGAGCGACCACAGUGUGGCCGUCGAGAAUCAGCUCUCGGGAUAUUUGCUACGGAAGUUCAAGAACAGCAAUGGCUGGCAGAAACUGUGGGUCGUCUUCACCAACUUCUGCUUGUUCUUCUACAAAACGCACCAGGACGAUUUCCCGCUGGCCAGUCUCCCGCUCCUUGGCUACGUGGUCAGCUCCCCUGUGGAGGCAGACGGCAUUCAGAAGGAUUACGUCUUCAAGCURCAGUUCAAGUCUCACGUGUACUUCUUCAGGGCUGAGAGCAAAUAUACCUUUGAGAGGUGGAUGGAGGUGAUCAAGAGAGCUACCAACUCUCCUGCAAGAUCGAACCUGCUGCUUCCUAAAGAUGAGAAGGGGAGUCACACAGACUGAAGGGAGGCAGAGCUGGAUCUCUGCUAUAAUCCAGAGUAAAAGAGGUGGGUGGAAACAGGAGUCCCUGGAGCMGCUAAAGCAAAGAACCAGGAUGCUCCUUUCCUCCCUGUCUGGAAAGUGAGAGCGAGGCUGUUACGGACUGCACAGUGUGGAAGAGGGUCAGGUCUGCUCCAGCUGAACCUACCUAGGGAGCAGCUAACAACAGCGGCGUGCAACACUUGGUGGAAGGUGUUUUGUACCAAGCCUGCACCCCUGCCUGUCCUGAAGGCAACCAACACCUCUUUCUACGUUGUGACUGGGUGGCCAGCAUGUACGAGAGACAAGCCAGCAAUUGCCAGUGGUGUGUUUGGCUUGUGGGCGCUGCUGUCAGGCUCGCUGGCUCCCAGGAGGUCCCUUCCCCUGAGCUAAGAGCUGCUGUCUCACUCACUGCUCUUACUGUCGACCUGCUGCCGCAGUCUCUUUAGACUAAUGGGGUCCGCAGAUAUAUUUGCUUUAACUCAGUUAAUUUUGACCAGAAACUGCAGAACAAUUCUGCUCUUUGGAAGCUGUUAUGGCAGCAAUUUUGUAGGGGAAGGGGGAAGCCGGAACCUCUAGGCUGUUGAGGUGCCAGGACUGUGGGUCAGUCCAGGUAGGGUGCAUGGUUUUUUCCUUAGAAGUCCGCUAAGUUGCAUGCUGAGAAGGUCACCUGCUGUUCUCAUAUUACGGCUCCAAUGUCUCUUCAUCCUGUAACAGGUGUUACUUAAGGCAGGGGCUGGYAAAUGCUCUGUCCACCCUUCUGGGGGUGAUGUUUUCAGGUUGUUUAAGCAGUAUGGGAGGACAAGCUCCUCUGAAAGUCACUGUCGCUUGUGCUUCUGUGUCACUUAAAGACUUUUAAAAUCCCUGUUGUUACUUUGAAAUAUGGGACAGCCCUAUCUUUCAUUUCACAUGAAGGUGUAAAAGUCACUGGAUUCUAGCUGGAGCAUUAGUGUCUGUGGACUCUAUUAAACCUCUGUAUCAACUCUGAA
Nothoprocta perdicaria is the source of this 4220-nucleotide messenger RNA. It is a transcript of the gene FARP2, whose product is annotated as FERM, ARH/RhoGEF and pleckstrin domain protein 2. The transcript is spliced from 27 exons. Gene Ontology annotation, molecular function: guanyl-nucleotide exchange factor activity. The coding region runs from base 58 to 3216 and encodes 1052 amino acids. NCBI's taxonomy places the organism in Eukaryota, Metazoa, Chordata, Aves, Tinamiformes, Tinamidae. The record is from RefSeq and is a predicted model, not a curated record. Gene Ontology annotation, cellular component: cytoskeleton.